AUGACCUUUCCGGGACUAAGGAAAAGCUCUAGCUUUAGUGUUAAGUUGGAUAUUCUGAAAAGCAUUCAGAUGCGAGGAAUUGGGUUAAGUGGACCCUGUCAAACACCUGACUUUGUGCCCGCAUCCCUAUACCUCAAGGCUCAGAAGUCCGAUCUGAACAAUGCAGAAGGAGAUGACACGACAGUAUCAGAAUCGAUGCUGGACCUGCUGGAGCCCCCAAUAUCAGCACCAACAUCACCAGUGAACAAACCAACCAGAAGGUCUCAACUGAUGGAUUUUGAGGUUAAAUUACGACGAGGAAAAUUUGGUUUUGGACUUCGAUUGAUAGGAGGGGCGGAGGAAGGCACCCAGGUGCAGGUGGGUGCUCUCACUCCUGGUGGCUCCGCUGAAAACAGCGGCCAAAUCUAUCCUGGCGAUCUUAUCAUUGCUAUCAAUGGAAUCUCCGUUCUUGGAGCUACUCACAAAACAGUAAUCCGUUUGCUCGACACCCUAUCUCGCGACCUCUCGGGCAAUAUUUCCUUCGACUUGGUGAUCACCCUCUCCCUCCGUGGCUACCGAGCAUCCCAGAAAAACGGUGAAUAUGAGGCUGCCAUCGGGCACUUCGGCUCAAGCCCAACUUGUGCGUCAAUUCACCAACUAAGUAGCCAACCGAGAAGUGUCGGAGAUUCUUCUAGUGAAGAAUCUCUUCAUUCAAAACUCUCGUCGCCACAAAGCAACUCCAGUUCCCCAAUUCGUCGCCUCACUUCCCCACGUCGUCCUACAAGGCCGAUUCCGCUCAUUUACAAGGUGGAACUUCACCGACGGUUCGAUGAGAGCUUUGGAUUUUCCGUUGAUCGACUAUUCAGUCCUCACCGGGGAUGUCACAUUGAAUCAAUUACUCCAGGUGGUCCGGCCGACAGAAGCAAGCGGCUGCAAAUCGGUGACAAAAUCAUCGAAAUAAACGGACACUCCCUAGCUUUGCAGCCUCAUGAAACUACAAUCGAACAACUCUGCACGAAACGUCAUCGCAUUCAACUCACAAUAGAAAAAAAAGAGUCACGCAAUUCCUUUCAAAUACCGGAACUCAAUGAAAAUUCGGAAAGGUCGGAACGCAGAUCAAGAGAACAUCCGCCUGUUCCACGAUCCUGUCUUCUUGAAGCAGUUCCUGAGGCCUAUGAUUCUUACUGGGACUCCCGCUGUGUGAGUAAAUGCAAUUCAGUUUUGUUUGUCUUUUAUGUUGUGUUUCAAAAAGACUAUGUCGAAUCAUUAAUAAUUCAAAUUUAA
Messenger RNA from Mesocestoides corti, 1263 nucleotides. The record is from the annotation of a GenBank genome assembly. Lineage: Eukaryota; Metazoa; Platyhelminthes; Cestoda; Cyclophyllidea; Mesocestoididae.